Molecule: messenger RNA, 1336 nt
Organism: Salvia splendens (bonfire salvia)
Lineage: Eukaryota; Viridiplantae; Streptophyta; Magnoliopsida; Lamiales; Lamiaceae
Product: probable 2-oxoglutarate-dependent dioxygenase SLC1
Exons: 5
Coding region: 80-1168 (362 amino acids)
Source: RefSeq, a predicted model, not a curated record
CACCAUUCCAUUUCAUUACAACUCUCCCUUCUGAUAUCCUUCACGUGAGACUUUUAUAUUCAGAAAAUUGAGUAAAUUAAUGUCUCCAGCAAUGGAAAUAUCGACGGCGGCAAACUCAUCGGAAAAUUUGUAUGAGAAGGGAGUCAAAACCAUGUACGAGAACGGAAUCGAGCAUGUUCCACUCAAGUACGUGCUUCCAGCUUCCGAGCGUCCGAAUGUAUCAAGCCCUGAGGCUGACCUCGUUGAUAUUCACCUUCCCGUUAUCGAUUUUGCUCACUUGCAAGGCCCCAACCGCCGCCACGCCCUUGAAUCCCUCGCCCACGCCUGCGAACACUUUGGCUUUUUUCAGCUUGUGAAUCAUGGAAUUGCGGAGGAGGUGACGGAGAGGAUGGUGAAUGUGGGCAAGAGAUUCUUCGAGAUGCCGUUGUCGGAGAGGGAGAAGUACAUGACAGCUGAUAUGAACGCGCCGGUGCGCUACGGCACCAGCUUCAAUCAGAACCGCGAUGGCGUAUUUUGCUGGAGGGAUUUUCUGAAGCUUGUUUGUCACCCGCUGCCCGAGCUCCUCCCUCAUUGGCCAUCUUCCCCAAUCGACUUGAGGGAGUCAGCGGAAAAUUAUGCGGAAGAAACAAGAGCAUUGUAUAUGGUGUUGGUGGAGGCAAUUGUAGAGAGCCUAGGGCUGAACCAGAGAGAGGAAUCAAUUAUGAAAGAUGGAAGCCAACUAAUGGUGGUGAACUGCUACCCGCCUUGCCCACAGCCUGAUUUAACAGUUGGAAUGCCACCUCACUCCGACUACGGGUUUCUCACCCUCCUACUCCAGGAUGACGUCGAUGGCUUGCAGAUUCUACAUAAGCAUCGUUGGCUCACCGUUCGUCCCAUCCCCGGAUCCUUCGUUGUCAAUGUCGGCGACCACCUCGAGAUAUUCAGCAAUGGGCGGUACAAGAGCGUGUUGCAUAGAGUGUUGGUGAAUUCGACAAACUGCAGGAUUUCAGUGGCUUCAUUGCUGAGUUUCCCCUUCACCUCGACGGUGAGGCCGGCAGCCUGCCUCAUUACUCCGACCAAUCCUAGGCGCUAUAAAGACACCGAUUUUGCUACUUUCCUAGACUUCAUCAAAUCUUCUGACUCCAAAAACAAGAAUUUCCUCCACACCAGGACCGUUGUUUUAAACUAGGAUAUGCACCUUCUUUGCUUUUCACUUUUGUAGCAUCAUUUAUAUCUACAAAUUAUUGUUUCUUAAGCGCGCAAUAGUUGACGCAAUUCAAAUAUUACUACUACAAGGCUAGACUAUGUAUCCACAUAUUGAUUCUGUAAUUAUGAGAUAAAAAAUGUACUAUAUUCA